AUACUGUGAGUCAUAUAGGGCAAGUCCUGCCUGGUGUUUACUCUGCUUCAGCGCUGCGCUGAGAAGUCGCUCUUUGUGGAAGGAGCAACAGGCGGCUGACUGCAAAAAAAAAAAAAAAAAAAAAAAAAACCCACACGGAACUCGGAUACUUCGCCUCCUGCGCCCCGGCUUAAUUAAUGAGAAAGAGAGAGAGAGGGGGGCGUGCGGUCCGGUUCUGAAUGGAGCUGCUUCGGUUCGCCGUUUUCUGCUGGGGAGCGACCGCGUUCGGCGGCGUCCUGUCGCAGCUGCCCGCGGAGCCGCUUGCUGUUAUGAAGAUAAGACAGCUGUGCAGGUUUUGUGACGUCCAGGCCAGCGGCUGCCAGGGUAAGGGAUCCUGCAUGGUGGAGUGUGAUAGAAACAGCAUUUGCGAAAGGGACGAAGAAGUGUGUGUCAGUAUUUGGAGGAAGAAGGAUGACAACGUUACAUUUGAAACGUUGUGUCACAAUCCAGCUGAUCCACUGUAUGGUCUGAUGCUGGAUGAUUACAACAGCACCAAGUGCAUUAUGAAAGAGAAAAAGGGCAUGGGCUCAAAGUUCUUCAUCUGUUCCUGCUCCAAAAAUGAAGAGUGCAACUGGAACGUCUUUUUUAACCUAGAUUCUCAGGUGGGCGCCGUCAUCCUGGUCAGCCUGGUGCCUCUUCUAGUCAUAGCCGUCGUCGUCAUCGCCUCCUUCUACUGUUACCGGGUCUACAGCCAACAGCGAAACCCGCGCAAGAAGGGCCUGCCGCGCGACUUCAGCGACAAGCAGGCCAUCAUGGACAACGAGGGCUCGGACAGCAGCUCCACGCACGCCAACAACCUGAACCACAACAACGAGCUACUGCCCAUCGACCUGGACGUCCUGGUGGGCAAGGGCCGCUUUGCCGAGGUCUACAAAGCCAAGCUGAAGCAAGGCUCGUCGGUCAGCGAGGAGCACGGCUUCGAGACGGUGGCGGUGAAGAUCUUCCAGUACGAGGAGUACGCCUCCUGGAAGAGCGAGAAGGAGAUUUUCUCGGACGCCGACCUGAGGCACGAGAACGUGCUGCACUUCCUGACAGCGGAGGAGAGGAAGGCCCAGAGGCAGUACUGGCUGAUCACGGCUUACCACCCGCUCGGAAACCUCCAAGAGUACCUGACCAAUAACGUCAUCUCCUGGCACGACUUGUGGAUGUUGGGGAGCUCGCUGGCCCGCGUGGUGGCGCACCUCCACAGCGACCGCACGUCCUGCGGCCGCUGCAAGGUGCCCAUCGCUCACAGGGACAUCAAGAGCUCCAACAUACUGGUGAAGAAGGACCUGACCUGCUGCCUUUGCGAUUUUGGUCUCGCGCUGCGGCUGGACAACACCCUGUCAGUGGACGAGCUGGCCAACAGCGGGCAGGUGGGCACGGCCAGAUACAUGGCUCCUGAGGUGUUGGAGUCCAGGAUCAAUCUGGAAAACAUCGAGUCGUUCAAACAAGCAGACGUUUAUUCCAUGGCUCUGGUUCUGUGGGAGAUCAUCUCCAGGUGCAGCGCCAUCGGAGAGGUGCAGGAGUACAAGCCCCCGUUUGGGAACCUGAGGGAACACCCGUGUGUCGAGAGCAUGAAGGACAGCGUUCUCCGAGACAGAGGAAGACCCGAGAUCCCCAACAGCUGGAUGAGCCACACAGGCAUCCAGAUCGUGUGCGGCUCCAUAGAGGAGUGCUGGGACCACGACCCAGAGGCCCGGCUCACGGCGCACUGCGUCGCCGAGCGCUUCGACGACAUCGAGUACCUGGACAAGCUGUCGGACUGCUCCGACUCGGAGGAGAAGAUCCUGGAGGAAAUCAUCGUCGUGGAUGAGAAGUAACCUCUCAGCAGAGCGUCCGCCCCCACCAGGGCGGCCGAGGCAUUGCAACCAAAGAGCCUGGAAAGGAAGGACUCUCAGCGGAUGAGUUAUUAGCUCCAUUAGAUGGGUGACACAGGAGUCGCACUGGAAGGUGGCCUACAUGACAGGGAUUUGUCGCCAGAGAAAUUAUCAGGAUCAAGUCAACAAGGAACAAACCGGGAGAUCGAAUGAUUCAUCAUUUUUCACCAAGUACUAUUUGCACUUUAUAAAAAGGAAUAUAUAUAUAUAUAUAUAUAUAUAUAUAUAUA
Molecule: messenger RNA, 2128 nt
Organism: Fundulus heteroclitus (mummichog)
Lineage: Eukaryota; Metazoa; Chordata; Actinopteri; Cyprinodontiformes; Fundulidae
Gene: tgfbr2b
Product: transforming growth factor beta receptor 2b
Exons: 7
Coding region: 219-1841 (540 amino acids)
Biological process (GO): transforming growth factor beta receptor signaling pathway; heart development; protein phosphorylation
Cellular component (GO): plasma membrane; signaling receptor complex
Molecular function (GO): metal ion binding; activin receptor activity; transforming growth factor beta binding
Source: RefSeq, a predicted model, not a curated record